This is a messenger RNA of Balearica regulorum gibbericeps (East African grey crowned-crane), 2187 nucleotides long. The record is from RefSeq and is a predicted model, not a curated record. Lineage: Eukaryota; Metazoa; Chordata; Aves; Gruiformes; Gruidae.
GUAUAUGAUGACCAACCAAAUGCACAUCAGAGGUUUAUGGAAAAACUAGAUGCCUGCAUACGUAACCAUGACAGGGAAAUAGAAAAGAUGUGCAAUUUUCACCAUCAGGGCUUUGUGGAUGCUAUUACAGAACUUCUUAAAGUUAGGGCUGAUGCAGAAAAAUUAAAGGUCCAAGUUACUGAUACCAACCGAAGGCUUCAGGAUGCUGGGAAAGAGGUGAUAGCCCAAACAGAGGAAAUCAUCCGAUGCAGAGUUCAGCAACGGAAUAUUACAACAGUUGUGGAAAAACUACAGUUGUGUCUUCCAGUGCUGGAAAUGUACAGCAAACUGAAAGAACAGAUGAAUGUAAAAAGAUACUAUUCUGCUUUAAAAACAAUGGAACAGCUAGAAAAUCUGUAUCUUCCUAGAGUUAGCCAAUACCGUUUUUGCCAGAUAAUGAUAGAGAAUCUUCCAAAACUGCGUGAAGAAAUAAAAGAAAUAUCCAUGUCAGAUCUCAAGGAUUUCUUAGAGAGUAUUCGAAAGCAUUCUGACAGAAUUGGGGAAACUGCCAUGAAGCAGGCACAGCAGCAGAAAACCUUUAGUACCUCUCUUCAGAAGCAGAAUAACAUAAACUAUGGUCGGAAUAUGCAUGUAGGUAGAAGCAGAAUUUUGGAAUCCAAGAAUGAAAUUACAUUGAAGCGAACAUUUGAAGAAGACGAUGAACACGAAGAAGAGGUUUUAACUGCUCAAGAUCUUGUAGACUUUUCUCCUGUCUAUAGGUGUUUGCACAUCUACUCAGUUUUGGGUGAUGGAGAAAUAUUUGAAAAUUACUACAGAAAACAAAGAAGGAAACAAGCAAGAUUAGUUCUGCAGCCGCAGUCAAGCAUGCAUGAAACAGUAGAAGGCUAUAGAAGAUACUUCAGUCAAAUUGUAGGUUUCUUUGUAGUAGAAGACCACAUUUUACAUGUAACCCAAGGAUUGGUAACUAGAACAUACACCGAUGAACUCUGGAACAUGGCCCUUUCCAGGAUCAUUGCUGUUCUUAGAACACAUUCAUCAUAUUGCAGUGAUCCCGACCUUGUUCUGGAACUGAAGAAUCUCAUUGUAGUAUUUGCCGAUACUUUGCAGGGUUAUGGUUUUCCUGUGAAUCGACUAUUUGAUCUUUUAUUUGAGAUUAGAGACCAGUACAAUGAAACACUUCUUAAAAAGUGGUCUGGAUUGUUCAGGGAUAUUUUUGAAGCAGACAACUACAGCCCUAUUCCUGUAGCAAAUGAGGAGGAAUACAAAAUAAUUAUAAGCAAAUUUCCUUUUCAAGAUCCAGAACUUGAUAAGCAAUCCUUUCCAAAGAAGCUUCCAAUGUCUCAGUCAGUGCCUCAGAUUUAUAUCCAGGUGAAGGAAUUUAUUUAUGCAAGCCUUAAGUUUUCAGAGUCACUUCACCGCAGCUCAACAGAAAUAGAUGAUAUGCUCAGAAAAUCUACAAAUUUGCUGCUUACAAGAACUCUAAGUUGUUGUUUACAGAACCUAAUUAAAAAGCCUCAUAUAGGUUUAACAGAGCUUGUUCAAAUCAUCAUAAACACAACACACCUGGAACAAGCCUGUAAAUACCUUGAGGAUUUUAUAUCUAACAUUACAAAUAUUUCACAAGUGACUGUUCACACUGCAAGACUUUAUGGACUUUCUACAUUUAAGGAUGCAAGGCAUGCUGCAGAAGGAGAAAUAUACACAAAACUUAACCAAAAAAUAGAUGAAUUUAUUCAGAUUGCUGAUUAUGAUUGGACAAUGUCUGAAUCGGAUGGAAGAGCCAGUGGAUACUUAAUGGACCUUAUUAACUUUUUAAGAAGCACAUUUCAAGUUUUUACUCAUUUACCUAAUAACAACAAUGACCAUGCAGCUAUGUCGGGAAAAGUGGCCCAGACAGCUUGCAUGUCAGCCUGCCAGCAUCUUUCAAUGUCCCUAAUGCAGAUGCUACUGGACAGUGAAUUAAAACAAAUAAGCAUGGGAGCAAUUCAGCAGUUUAAUUUAGAUGUGAUACAGUGUGAAUUGUUUGCUAGUUCUGAGCCUGUGCCAGGAUUCCAGGGAGACACCCUGCAGUUAGCUUUCAUCGACCUCAGACAAGAUAUGAAAGAUAAGGAAGUAGGUCCAGUGGUCAGGUUUUACCUGCCCACCCGGACUGUGCCCCGAGGUCAAACUCCUGAUAUUGGCUGUUUG